This is a messenger RNA of Triplophysa rosa, 1782 nucleotides long. It is a transcript of the gene tspan13b, whose product is annotated as tetraspanin 13b. The record is from RefSeq and is a predicted model, not a curated record. The transcript has 6 exons. Gene Ontology annotation, cellular component: membrane. Lineage: Eukaryota; Metazoa; Chordata; Actinopteri; Cypriniformes; Nemacheilidae. Bases 151 to 762 code for a protein of 203 amino acids.
CUCUGUGAAUUGGUCUGAACCACACACGAGUCUUAUUUUAUCCUUGCUUAGCUACAUUUUUUCUCCUAGAUCGUUCGUUAUUCUUGUCAUAUAACUGGUAUUUCCAGAGAUCCACACAGCUGAGAGCGUCUGUCAGAAAACGCGAUCAAGAUGGGUUGCGCUGGAUUCACCUGCUCCAAGAAUUCCCUGUGCGCGCUCAACAUCCUCUAUGUUAUGGUGAGUUUACUGAUGAUUGGCAUCGCCGCCUGGGGAAAAUGCUUCGGGCUGGUGUCGAGCUUCCAGGUGGUGGGGGGCAUCAUCGGGGUGGGAGUCUUCCUCUUCUUUGUUGCCCUAGCUGGACUCAUUGGUGCCAUGAAGCACCACCAGGUUCUGCUGUUCUUUUACAUGAUCAUACUGUUCCUGGUGUUUGUAGUUCAGUUCUCUGUGUCUAGUGCGUGUCUGACUAUCAAUGAAGAGCAGCAGAAUAAUCUUUUAGAGGUGGGCUGGAAUAAUUCUCUGACCACUCAGAGAGAUGUGGAGAAGAGUCUGAACUGCUGCGGUUUCUCACACAUGGCCGUCAAUGGAAGCUGCGCUGCUCCCUGCUUUCAUUACAGCACCUGCACCACCUGUGCAGCAAAGAUCCAGGAGCAUGCUGGGGAAGUGCUGAGAUUCGUGGGAGGGAUUGGACUCUUCUUCAGCUUCACUGAGAUCCUGGGUGUCUGGCUGACAUACAGAUACAGAAACCAAAAGGACCCGCGGGCGAACCCCAGUGCCUUCCUGUAACCCGUCCAAGUUCAAAUCUGAUGCCGAAUUCUCUUGAUCCGUCCCUAGCACUCGUCUAAAAGUUUUGUUCGAAGGGAGUGUGUUUUUGUUUUCACUGAAGAGGAGACCAGCCUGUGUGUUUUUUGCUGCUAUAUAUACUAUGUGCUUGAUUUUUCAAGAAUACAGUGUGCGGACAACACUGUACUUUUUGAGACUGUGUUUAAAGAAUUCUGCUGAACGAAAGAAACAUGCACCAAAUACCAGUACGCAGUAUGACACUAAUGGGCUAAACAAAACUGAUAUUUAGAUUUUGUUCUGUGGUAAAACAUAAACACUGACUAUAUCAUAUUAUAAUUGUUUCAGUUCUAAGACAUGUUUCUUAAAAAUGGACAAACUACCAAUUAGCAUGACUGAUAUACAAUAAAAUGUUAUGCAAACAAGUGCAAUAAGCAUAAACCAUUAAACAGUUUUCUGUAAAAAAAAAGCAUGUUAUAAUAUGUUAAAGGGACAGUUCACCCCAAAAUAAAAAUUCAUUGUCAUUUAUUCACACUCAUGUCAUUUAAAUCUGUAUAUGACUUCGGUAUGUCCAUACAAUAGAAGUCAAAGGGGCCAAUGUUGUUUGGUUACCAGCAUUCUUCAAAAUAUCUUCUUUUGUGUUCUGCACAGAAGAAAUGAAGUCAAACAGGUUUGAAAUGACAUGAGGGUGAUUAAAUGAUGAAAGGAUUUUCAUUUGUGGGUGUAUCCCUUUAACAAUUCUAUAACUAUUAACCACUGAGAUGAAUAACCAGAGUGAUAAAACAGAAUUGGCAUGAAAUAUUAAAGUUGAUUUAUUUUUUCCCUUGAGUUUCAUUGUCACUGACACAUUUCAUAUCACACUUGUUUAUAUGCCUACUUCAUCUCUGUUUUGUGUGCGUUUUACUGGCUUGAGUUUGUGUUUUGUUUUGUCUUCUUGCAUGAAUUCGUCACUGAAAUGUACAUCUAUAGUUCUGUGAACUAUGCUGUCAUGCAUCUAAAAAGAAAUCAGAAAUAAAUACCCUGUAG